CGCCGGCCCCCGGCGCCCGGCUGCGGCAGGACAGCGGCGGGAGCGGCGGCCCGAGCAUGGGCUCCGCCUGGGUCUUGCAGCGAGGACGGCCGCUUUGAGGGCGGACUCUUCUGUGACCCGUGUUAGCCCCGGCGCCGGCCUCGAACAGAUUUGUGGUUGGGGUUUUGGUUUCUGAGAAGGUCACAGUUUUUCCUCUUUUUCUUUCGGUUUUUUUCUGCGACGGGGGAGGGGCGGGGGGCUGAGGACGGACACCAUGCCGGCUGGUCCGAGGAGAGGGGAGCCUCGGUUCCCGGGGUCCUAAGGGCCCGCGGAGCGCGUCCGAGCGUCCGACUGUCCGGCCGCGAGGUUGGGGGGCCCUCCCCGCGCCUCCCCUGGAAACUGCAGCGACUCAGCCGCGAUCAGGACGUCAGAACUGCAGGAUCCUGGCCGCGCGGAGACCCUGAGAAACCAUGAGUGUGAGGCUGCCCCAGAGCAUAGACAGCCCCACUGCAGCCUGGUUAAGCAGCCUGUCUCUGGGAGACCCGGCGCCUGAACGCAGGUCCCCUUCCCACCUCCGCCAGCCGUUGGACACCUCUGAGACAGCAGGUCUUGUCCAGCGCUGCGUCAUCAUCCAGAAGGACCAGCAUGGCUUCGGCUUCACAGUCAGCGGGGACCGUAUUGUCCUGGUGCAGUCCGUGCGGCCUGGAGGAGCAGCCAUGAGAGCUGGUGUCAAAGAGGGCGACCGGAUCAUCAAAGUGAACGGCACCAUGGUGACCAACAGCUCACACUUGGAGGUGGUGAAGCUUAUCAAAUCUGGCGCCUAUGUUGCCCUGACGCUCCUGGGCUCCUCCCCCUCACCCGUCGGUGUCUCUGGGCUGCAGCAGGGCCCCGCCUCUGCGGGGACUCCCCGAGCCGCUCCUGUGGUCCCACCACCACCUCCACCGCCGCCUCUGCCGCCCCCGCAGCGCAUCACAGGGCCCAAACCGCUGCAGGAUCCCGAAUUCCAAAAACAUGCCACCCAGAUCCUUCGCAAUAUGCUGAGGCAGGAGGAGAAAGAAUUACAGCGCAUCUGUGAGGUGUACAGCCGGAACCCUGCCAGCCCACUAGAAGAGCAGAUCGAAGGGGCCCGGAGGCGCGUCACGCAGUUGCAGCUGAAGAUCCAGCAGGAGACGGGCGGCGGCGGCGUGGACGUGCCCCUCCAAUAUGGUGACGCCAGCCAGAGAGCAUCAGAAGGGCAACUCUCCCUGGAUUCCCAGGAGGGGGACAGCGGCCUGGACUCGGGGACAGAACGCUUCCCGUCCCUCAAUGAGGCACUACUGAGUCGGAACUCAGCACUGUCGGACCCUGGGCUGGACAGUCCCCGCACCUCACCUGUGGUCAUGGCCCGGCUGGCCCAGCACCACCGGCGGCAGGCCUCGGACACGCCAGUGCCCGGCGCCGGCGACCAGGGCGCAGACCAGAGCCCGAAGCCUUUAAUUAUUGGCCCAGAGGAAGAUUAUGACCCGGGUUAUUUCAACAACGAGAGCGACCGCGUCUUCCAGGACCUGGGGAAGCUGAAGGCUCGGCCCGCGCACCUGGCCGUUUUCCUGCGCUACAUCUUCUCUCAGGCUGACCCCAGUCCUCUGCUUUUUUACCUGUGCACAGAAGUUUAUCAGCAGACAAACCCCAAGGAUUCUCGAACCUUAGGAAAAGACAUCUGGAACAUUUUUCUAGAGAAAAAUGCGCCGCUGAGAGUAAAAGUCCCAGAGGUGUUGCAGGCUGAAAUUGACCUGCGUCUGCGCGCCAGUGAGGACAUCCGCAUCGCGCUCCGUGAGGCUCAGGAGGCGGCCAUGCCCGAGAUCCAGGAGCAGAUGCAGGAUUACAGGGCAAAGCGCACCCUGGGGCUAGGCAGUCUGUACGGGGAGAACGACCUGCUGGGCCUGGACGGGGACCCUGUCCGAGAACGCCAAGUGGCUGAGAAGCAGCUGGCCGCCCUGGCGGACAUUCUGUCCAAGUACGAGGAGGACAGGAGCGCCCCCAUGGACUUCGCCCUCAAUGCCUACAUGAGCCAUGCCGGGCUCCGUCUCCGAGAGGCACGGCCUUCCAGUGCAGCUGAAAAGGCCCAGGCAGCUCCCGACAGGGACAAGUGGCUGCCCUUCUUCCCAAAGACCAAGAAGCAGAGCAGCAAUUCCAAAAAAGACAAGGAUGCCUUGGAGGACAAGAGGCGAAACCCUAUCCUCAAGUACAUCGGGAAGCCUAAAAGCUCUUCACAGAGCACAUUUCAUAUUCCCUUGUCCCCUGUGGAAGUCAAACCAGGCAACGUGAGGAACAUCAUUCAGCACUUUGAGAACAACCAGCCAUAUGAGGCCCCAGAGCCCGGGACGCAGCGGCUGUCCACCGGCAGCUUCCCCGAGGACCUGCUGGAGAGUGACAGCUCCCGCUCAGAGAUCCGCCUGGGCCGCUCUGAGAGCCUGAAGGGCCGGGAAGAGAUGAAGCGGUCACGGAAGGCGGAAAACGUGCCGCGCUCUCGCAGCGACGUGGACAUGGACGCGGCCGCGGAAGCUGCCCGCCUCCACCAGUCAGCCUCCUCCUCUGCCUCCAGCCUCUCCACCAGGUCUCUGGAGAACCCGACCCCUCCCUUCACCCCCAAAAUGGGCCGCAGGAGCAUUGAGUCCCCCAGCCUGGGGUUCUGCACAGACGCCCUCCUCCCGCACCUGCUAGAGGAUGAUCUGGGCCAGCUGUCAGACCUGGAGCCGGAGCCAGACGCUCAGAACUGGCAGCACACGGUGGGCAAGGACGUGGUGGCCGGGCUAAGCCAGAGGGAGAUUGACCGGCAGGAGGUCAUCAACGAGCUGUUUGUGACGGAAGCGUCCCAUCUGCGCACACUCCGGGUCCUCGACCUGAUCUUCUACCAGCGGAUGAAGAAGGAGAACCUGAUGCCCCGAGAGGAGCUGGCCCGGCUCUUCCCCAACCUGCCCGAGCUCAUCGAGAUCCACAAUUCCUGGUGCGAGGCCAUGAGGAAGCUCCGGGAGGAGGGCCCCAUUGUCAAGGACAUCGGUGACCUCAUGCUGGCUCGGUUCGACGGCCCUGCCCGGGAGGAGCUCCAGCAGGUGGCUGCCCAGUUCUGCUCCUGCCAGUCUGCCGCCCUGGGGCUCAUCAAGGCCAAGCAGCGCAAGGAGAGCCGUUUCCAGCUGUUCAUGCAGGAGGCUGAGAGCCACCCCCAGUGCCGGCGCCUGCAGCUCAGGGACCUCAUCAUCUCAGAGAUGCAGCGGCUUACCAAGUACCCCCUGCUGCUGGAGAGCGUCCUCAAGCACACGGAGGGUGGCACCCCCGAGCACGAGAAGCUCUGCCGGGCACGGGACCAGUGCCGGGAGAUCCUCAAGUACGUGAACGAAGCAGUGAAGCAGACAGAGAACCGGCACCGGCUGGAGGGCUACCAGAAGCGGCUGGACACCACGUCCCUGGAGAGGGCCAGCAACCCGUUGGCAGCAGAGUUCAAGAGCCUGGACCUCACAGCCAGAAGGAUGGUCCACGAGGGGCCCCUGAGCUGGAGGAUCAGCAAGGACAAGAGCUUGGACCUGCACGCGCUGCUGCUGGAGGACCUCCUGGUGCUGCUGCAGAGGCAGGACGAGAAGCUGCUGCUCAAAUGCCACAGCAAGACGGCGGCGGGCUCGUCGGACAGCAAGCAGACCUUCAGCCCCGUGCUCAAGCUCAACGCCGUGCUCGUCCGCUCCGUGGCCACCGACAAGCGGGCCUUCUUCGUCAUCUGCACCUCGGAGCUGGGCCCCCCCCAGAUCUACGAGCUGGUGGCACUGACGUCGUCAGACAAGAACACAUGGAUGGAGCUUUUGGAGGAGGCUGUGCGGAAUGCCACCCGGCGCCCGGGAGGUGCCCCCACGCUCGCCCAUGCCCCACCCCCGGGCACCCAGGAGCCGGCGCACCAGAGCCCCACACCCAGCAGGGUCCAGCUCGAUGGCUCAGAAGUGUUCCACAGUGAAACAGAGCCCGGGGAGCUGCCCGGAGCAGGCCCUGGGCCCCAGCAGAGGGCGAAGGGGACGCACCCGGUCCUGCUGGAGGAUCCCGAGCAGGAGGGCAGCCUGGAGGAGGAGCUGGGUGCCCUGCCUCACCCCUCCACGUCUGCGGAUGGAGAGCACAGGGGCGGCCGGACGAGAGACCCCAUCCUCCUGCCCCUCCCAGGCCCUCUGUUCAUGGAAGGGUUGGCCGACUCAGCCCUGGAAGACGUGGAAAGCCUGAGACACCUCAUCCUGGGGAGCCUACUGCAGGGUCAGCGCCCUGAGGCACAGCCUGCUGGGGAGCCUGAGGACGACCUCACCCCCACACCAUCCCUCGGGAGCAGCACCUGUCACCCCGCGGACCCUGGCUCCCCAGGGCACAGCCUCCUGCGGGGGGAGGAGCCAGAGCGGGGGGACGCAGCUCUCCGCUCCCUGGAGCAGCUGCCCCCGCGGGCCCGGAAUUCCGGGAUCUGGGAGUCUCCCGAGCUGGACAGGAACCCCGAGGAGGAGGCUUUGAGCGCCGAGGCAGCAGGAAGUUACAAGGUGGUGAGAAAAGCUGGUGGCGGCACAGAUGCAGUGGAGGUGGCGGGCAGCAAGGCCAGGCUCCCCGAGAGCGGCCGGUCAGGGCCUGAGCCACCCGACAUGGAAGGCGGAGCAGAGGCUGCGGGGAACUGCUUCUAUGUCAGCAUGCCGGCGGGACCCCCAGACUCCAGCACUGAACCCUCGCAGCCCGACAGCCUCCCUGCCUGGCAGCCUUGGGGAAGCAGUGGAGGUCGCCGACGCCCUAGCCACUCUGUGCCCAGCCUGGCCCUCAGGGACGUGGGCAGCAUCUUCCACACCAUCGAGCAGCUCACCGUCAAGCUCAACAGGCUCAAGGACGUGGAGCUGGCCCACCGAGAGCUGCUCAGGUCCCUCGCGGGAGAGUCCGGCGGCACCACGCCCGUGGGCAGUUUCCACACGGAGGCAGCCAGAUGGACAGACAGCUCCCUGUCACCUCCAGCCAGGGAAACCCUGGCCUCCAACUCCAGGGACAGCCACCAGCCAGGGCCGUGCUCGGAGGAUGGCUCCGACACCCCCCUGGAAGACGGUACAGCACUCACAGCCUCGUCCCCAGGACUGUAACUGUCCCCACUCCUCUGGGGGCUGGCCCGAAAGGGGCACAGGGCAAUGGGAGCCCAGACCUCCUCGUGGGCCCGCGGAAGAUGGGUCCAGCCGAGACCCCGGGGGCGCCCCGCAUGUCACUUGGUCUGCUCAGGUCCCAGUCCAGUUUCAGCGUCUCCCCUGCUCUCCAACUCCUCCGAA
Molecule: messenger RNA, 5273 nt
Organism: Lontra canadensis (Northern American river otter)
Lineage: Eukaryota; Metazoa; Chordata; Mammalia; Carnivora; Mustelidae
Gene: ARHGEF11
Product: Rho guanine nucleotide exchange factor 11
Exons: 42
Coding region: 450-5093 (1547 amino acids)
Biological process (GO): Rho protein signal transduction; G protein-coupled receptor signaling pathway
Cellular component (GO): cytoplasm
Molecular function (GO): guanyl-nucleotide exchange factor activity; G protein-coupled receptor binding
Source: RefSeq, a predicted model, not a curated record